This is a messenger RNA of Camelina sativa (false flax), 2570 nucleotides long. RefSeq names its product primase-helicase Twinkle, chloroplastic/mitochondrial. Gene Ontology annotation, biological process: DNA replication. The record is from RefSeq and is a predicted model, not a curated record. NCBI's taxonomy places the organism in Eukaryota, Viridiplantae, Streptophyta, Magnoliopsida, Brassicales, Brassicaceae. Gene Ontology annotation, molecular function: ATP binding; single-stranded DNA binding; 5'-3' DNA helicase activity.
UUCUUCUUCUCUUCUUCUACCUCCUCCAUAUGACACAGAGACAGAGGAGGGAAAGAAGCAGAAGAAGAACCCCUAAAACCCUUGAGGCAACCACUAUGAAUAGCUGAAGAUUUUUUUUCACUCAAUCAAUACUUCGAGAUGCGAUUUUUGCUUCGUCUACCACAAGCCCACCUGCGGAAACUCUCUUGCUCGAUGUCUGUACUCAUGGGUUCCAAGCAAUUCCUCGAGUUUUGCCUUCUUCCUUCUUUUGCCGUAUCCUCUUCUUCUUCUUCUUCGCCUUCUCCUUCUUAUUCUCCUGGUAGGCAACUCUCUUCCGUCUCUAGACGAAUUCGUCCGGUUUUGGCCUCGAGACCCGUGUCCAAAAACAGCCCUUUUCACCAAAGGACCAAUGGUUUAUCAUCUUACACUUCAAUCUCCAGAGUCCCAACUCCUGUUGAUCCUGAAGAAGAAGCAGACAAGAGGGGUGUUUCAUCUAAAUUAGUUACUUUGAGGCGUAAAUUGGCGGAACAAGGAAUUGAUGCUCAAAACUGUCCUCCAGGACAAUAUAGUGGCUUGAUAUGUCCAACGUGUGGAGGUGGAGACUCUUUAGAGAAAAGCUUGUCACUUUUCAUUGCCUCGGAUGGAUCGUCAGCUACAUGGAACUGCUUUCGGGGGAAAUGUGGGUUAAAAGGGGGAGUAAAGGCGGAUGGUAGGUUGCCAUUUGCUGAGCCAAAAGAGAAGGUUGAAAAAAAAGUUACGGUGGAGAGUUUAGAGCUCGAACCUCUCUGUGAUGAGAUUCAGGAGUAUUUCGCUGCAAGAGCGAUUUCAGGGAAAACGCUUGAGAGAAAUCGGGUUAUGCAGAAAAGAAUAGGUGAUCAGAUUGUGAUUGCUUUUACGUAUUGGCAAAGAGGGGAGCUUGUGAGUUGCAAGUACCGGUAUCUAACUAAGAAGUUCUUUCAGGAAAGGGAUACACGGAGGAUCUUUUAUGGGCUUGAUGACAUAGAAAAAGCAUCUGAAAUCAUUAUAGUUGAAGGGGAAAUAGAUAAACUUGCAAUGGAAGAGGCUGGUUUUCGCAAUUGCGUGUCGGUUCCUGAUGGAGCUCCAGCGUCGGUUUCUUCAAAAGAAACCCCACCUGAAAAGGACACGAAGUAUAAGUUCCUAUGGAAUUGCAAUGACUAUCUAAAAAAGGCGUCUCGAAUUGUUAUUGCUACUGAUGGAGAUGGACCUGGUCAAGCUCUGGGGGAAGAACUUGCACGGCGUUUGGGGAAAGAAAGAUGUUGGCGUGUCAUAUGGCCGAAGAAAAAUGAGGAGGAACAUUUUAAAGAUGCAAACGAGCUGCUAAUGUCUGAGGGACCUCAUUUAGUCAAGGAAGCUAUUCUAAAUGCUGAGCCAUACCCUAUUCAAGGAUUAUUCGCUUUCAAAGAUUUCUUUGAUGAAAUUGAUGCAUUCUAUCAUCGAACACAUGGAUACGAGUAUGGUGUUUCAACGGGGUGGAAAACUUUGGACAACUUCUAUAGUGUUGUGCCAGGAGAGUUGACUGUUGUUACAGGGGUUCCUAAUUCUGGAAAGAGUGAAUGGAUUGAUGCUCUGUUAUGCAAUCUUAAUCAUAGUGUUGGCUGGAAAUUUGCUCUCUGUUCAAUGGAGAAUAAGGUACGAGAUCAUGGCAGGAAACUUUUGGAAAAACAUGUACAGAAACCAUUCUUUGAUGCAAAUUAUGGAAGAGCUGUCCAACGGAUGAACGUUGAGGAGUUGGAGGAAGGGAAAGAGUGGUUGAAUGACACCUUCUCUCUCAUAAGAUGUGAGAUGGAUUCACUUCCAAAUAUUGAAUGGGUUCUGGAACGUGCAAAAGCGGCUGUUCUUCGUUAUGGGAUUCGAGGACUUGUUAUAGAUCCUUACAAUGAGCUCGACCAUCAACGUACUACACGCCAGACGGAGACAGAGUAUGUUAGCCAGAUGCUUACAAAGAUCAAACGCUUUUCCCAACACCACUCCUGCCAUGUCUGGUUUGUCGCUCAUCCAAAACAGUUGCAACAAUGGGAUGGCAGUGCACCGAACCUUUACGAUAUUAGUGGCAGCGCACAUUUUAUAAACAAAUGUGACAAUGGUAUAGUAAUUCACAGAAACCGCGAUGAAAAAGCUGGACCUCUUGAUCUAGUGCAAAUAUGUGUGAGGAAAGUACGAAACAAGGUUGCAGGACAAAUUGGUGAUGCGUACUUGUGUUAUGAUAGGGCAACUGGUUUGUAUUCGGAUUCUCCAGAGACGCCAGAGAUGAGAUUAAACAAGCGGCACUGAUCAGUUUAAAGGACAUCAAACACGUUGGACAUAGCGUAUCGAUAACAUGUAUCACCUAAAUUUGUAUUCCUCUUGGUUUAUCAUUGAUGAGGAAAAGGAUCUUUUCGUGCGAGGAUUCUCUUACCCCUUUGUUUUUUAAACAGACUGUCUCGGUUAAAAAGACAAGAUUCUCUCUCUAUGUAAUGAGUAUCGUCGUGCUACUGCUCCCUCUCUCUCUCUUGUGUCUGGUUUGGUGGGUCUGAUCCAAAAUGUGACUCAACUCGAUUUUGUUUGUAGAGCUCUGUGAUCUUUUUGUGCUC